AUGAAAGAAGAUGAUGAUGACAUAGAAGAGUUCAAAACACUGUCCGAUCUGAAAUAUAGAAUACCUCCAUCAUUGGAAUGUCCGUCUGCUCUAAAGAGGAAGAGUGUUGUCGUUAUUCCAAAAUCUGUGAUGAAAGAACAUGAUGAUGAUGAUAUAGAAGAGUUCAAAACACCGUAUGAUCCGAAAUUUAGGAUACCUCAAUCGUUGGAAUGUUCGCCUCCUCCAAAGAGGAAGAGCAUGGAAGGGACAACGCCAAGUGUGUUGUUUCAACUACCAGGGUUAACCUUCUUCAAAUCCUUGUGUGAGAAAUUUAGGGUUUUUGUUGUUAAGAUUUCAUGUUUAAGGAUUCUAAUUAUAUAG
Messenger RNA from Vicia faba (fava bean), 360 nucleotides. Lineage: Eukaryota; Viridiplantae; Streptophyta; Magnoliopsida; Fabales; Fabaceae. The record is from the annotation of a GenBank genome assembly.